GUACGAGCCAAACUCGCGUCUUGCGGUAAAGCACAGCGAACACACCUUCUUUUUAGGCUACGAUAAUUUAUAUGCUAUUUAAGAUAGGCCUGAUGUGGUUAUUUAUUUUUUGAUUAAUAGUGAGACUUAUUGAAUAGCAACCGUCAUAAACCAAACCUGUGUGGUGCGCGCGUAUGAUCAGUAUUAUCGAGAUGGUAUGAACGUCACUCGGUCAAGGUCCACUCCCGAUGCGAGUACCAAGAUUGGAUUGCUUUCCUAUGGCCCGAGAAAAUCUGCCGCCAGCAUUUUGAUCAAAUUCAAACAAAUUCCAUUAUUAAAGGGAUAAUUUGGGAACCUGAUUAGUGUUCUAUUCUACAAAGGAAGCCCUCUGGCACUGGAAGGUGGCCACGCUGAAAAGAGAACUUUCAUUGCCGAAAAUAUGGAUGCAUGGAUUUUGUGCAAAUGUAUGAAACAAACGACAAGCAAUUAACGCGGAUUGCCGAAGAAAGACAUUCGUCGCAUCAGACUGAAUGGACUAAAGGUUUAUUGAUGGCGCUUGACUAGGCUACCAGAUUUAAAUCAACAAAAGUUCAUUUUUAUUUGUAUCAUAUUUGUGAGCUUCUGAGUCAUUUGGAAUCGCCCGUUUCAGAUGUUUUUUUUUUUUAACCAUCUCGCGGAUGUGAUUCUGCCUGUUUACAAGGCAAUUGACUUUACCAUAUCAUUGUCGUUUUGAAAGGCAAGGACAUAUUUCCAAUUGGCCUACAUACUGUGGCCUUUACACAUCAUAUGUCACUACUGAGUUGAACGUAAUCUGUCAGUAUGUCGGCGGUAAUGAUUGCAAGGAAGGUACGAAAAUGGGAAAAGCUCCCGGGGAAAAACUCUUUCUGCUGCGAUGGACGGGUAAUGAUGGCCCGGCAGAAAGGCGUCUUCUAUCUAACCGUAUUUCUCAUCGUCGGCACCUGCUCCCUGUUCUUCGCAUUCGAAUGCCCAUACCUGGCAACCCACCUGUCCCCUGCCAUCCCCGUCUUCGCUGUGGUCCUCUUCCUCUUUGUCAUGGCCAUGCUGCUAAGGACCAGCUUCAGUGACCCGGGGGUGUUGCCGCGCGCCCUCCCCGAGGAGGCCUCCUUCAUUGAGAUGGAAAUUGAGGCGGCUAAUGGAAACGUCCCGGCUGGGCAGCGGCCUCCACCUCGGAUCCGCAACGUCCAAAUCAACGGGCAGAUCGUCAAACUGAAGUAUUGCCACACCUGCAAGAUCUUCCGACCGCCUCGCGCCUCACACUGCAGUAUCUGUGACAACUGUGUGGAUCGUUUUGACCAUCACUGCCCCUGGGUGGGCAACUGUGUGGGCAAGAGGAACUACCGCUACUUCUACCUGUUCACUCUGUCCCUGUCCCUGCUUACCAUCUACAUCUUCACCUUCGCCAUCGUACACGUGGUGAUGCGCUCGGUGGACUCUGGGUUUGUGAAGACACUACAAGACACACCUGGGACUGUGCUGGAAGUGUUGGUGUGUUUCUUCACCUUGUGGUCAGUAGUGGGACUGACAGGCUUCCAUUCUUAUCUCAUCUCCCUCAACCAGACCACCAAUGAGGAUAUCAAAGGCUCAUGGUCGGGAAAGAACAGGCUGCAAAACCCCUACAGCCACAAGAACAUUGUCAAGAACUGCUGUGAAGUGUUAUGUGGGCCUGCAUACCCCAGUGUCUUGGACAGAAGAGGGCUGACGCAGGAUGAUUUGCCUGUUCCUGCGUCCACUGCCGCCCAGAGCAAUCCAGUGCCACAGACCAUAAAAACUACAGCUCCACUCAUCCCCAACGAGCACACCCCUGACGACACAAAGUCCAGCAUCGCAGACUCGGCCAUCUCCCACGCAGAGAAAGGAAGCCCCUCCCCCAAGGAGAAGCCGCCCACUCCCGCCAAAGUCCCCCCCCUGGCCUCACCUGAAACUGACGUGGAGGCCUCCAUCAUUAUCGCCAAGGAGAAGGCGCUCUAGCUGCGUGGUGGGAGACUCCUUCCUUGCCCCGCCCAAAGUCAGUUUAUCACUAAAACGCUCUGUCUGGACCUGUGAGGAGACACUUUAAUCAACCUCUAUAUGAGUGAAAAGCAUCUAUCUGCCUGUAAUGAGUGGGAAAUGACUGCAGGGCUCUGACUCCCUGCUCAUUCCACCAGAUAUGUAGAGUUGGUGCCCCACACCAAACACUGCCUCUCCCCUAACUCAGUGACUGCAGGACUGCUUGAUAGACAUUCACACUUCAGAAGGGUGGGGUAGGGUAUUAGGGGCAGGUGGCUCAGCACCUUUCUCGUUCCCCUGAACAUUGCGUGGAUAACCACAGAGAAUGGUGAAACUGGGAAGAACUGCGAUGUCACUGGAUGCAGAUGACUAUAUUCCCCAGGUAGUGUGAGGCUGAGGGUGUCCUAAAAUGUGCACCCUUACCCAGGCGCCUCUGGCAUAUGGCUACCUGUGGACUCGCUCUGAUUUAGUUAAUUCUACUUUUUCUGUCUUUUUUUUGUUUUAUAGCCAUGAUGACUUUUUAAAAUGUGAAAAGGCCAGUUCUAACAUACUAGCUUUUGUGUUGUAAACCCUCUUAACACAUACACACUAUUAGACCGUUCUCAUCUUCUCGACUGAACCACACGAACAGCCCCCUAUGCAAUUAAUGGCAAUGUUGGCCGUUUGGAUAAUGAAAAUAUAAGGCCUGACAACUUGUUUAGGGUGUGUUGUAACAGUACAACAUAGUGGUGAAAGGAAACAUUUACCAUGGGAGGCAAUAUGUCAGCCACCAUGUUGUCUCUUCCGGGAAGUCAAACAACAGUACCUGAUUUCCACUGAUAUUGCUGCGUCGAGUUCUAUCCUCAUUCAAAUCUCUGACUAGAUUUGUUGAGAUGAAGGUGCCACCUCGGGCUACCGUCCUUCCAUUUUUAUACUGUUAUAGCAAAAGGUCCAGUUAUUCUGGAAUAGUUAAACAUCCACAUUUGCGCUGACCAUUUGCAGGGGGUACGCUCAGUUCCUGUAUCUAGCAUUAGAAAUGGACACUUUGCCACUGUCCCCGGAGUGUGUCUGGGUAGGCGUGUGUGUCAGUGUUGGGAAUUUCAAUUCAGUCAAUUCAAGAAAGUAAAAUGAAAUAAAUGUUCCAAUAAACACCCUCUGAAUUGACUGCAUUUUUAUUGGAAACCCCAACCUGUGUCUGUGUGUGUGGUGUAUGUGUGUGACAGAGAAGGCCUGAUUGCUGCUGACAGUAGACACUAGUUACAGUGCCUUAUCGAGAAGCUGCGCUAUCACUAUAACUGUAAGGUUGUCUAUCUACAGAGAAGACCCUCAGACACCAGUUCAUGACUCGGCACUCCAAAUCGUACACGCAGACUGUCCAACGAGAAACAAAGUCGCUUUUUAUAGUUACCAAUGAGACUGCAAAAAAAAAAGAUGAAGUAAAGCCAUUGUUUAAAUGUACAUACCCGUAUGUAGGUGUUUAAAAAAAAAAAAAAAAAAAAAAAACUUGGAUCUAUUUCUGAUGAAAAGAGAAGUGACCCAGGUUGUCUGUUUUUGGAAAGUGCAUGUGUCCAGUGUUAGAUAUUUGCCUGUGUAUGAAGGCCUGCCCUGUUUCUUGCAAGUCAUGCAACUCCUGAAUUUGUCCUCCUAGCGUUCACUGUCAACUCUGUGUCCUUGCUCCAUGUCAUGAUCCAUUGAUGAGGAAAGCUUUCAUUGUUUCCACGCCUCCAUGCCUCCUCUCUUAUCCGUGACUGGCUCAUUAUCAAACCGAAAAAAAUCUAAACUGAAGCUGCUUUCUCUCUUCUCCCGUCAACACAUUCUGUUAAUUUCACACCAAAUGGAGCAGAGGAUUAUGGGGGUUUGUGAGAGGUGGGGCAAGGUGGUUGAGUAUUGCAGGUGCUUCAGUACAAGACAACUCGAAGGGACAGGAUUCACAAAGAGAUAAGUCGGUGAGACUGGCUUGCCUGACUGUUGGGGUGAUAUGUUAAACUGAUAGUGGUUGGAGAGAGUUUGUGUUACGCUUUGUGUUGUAUGCAAGGCAGAGUAAUUGUGAUGUAUACUUGUAUAGAAACAGUAUAACCACGUUGAAAGUCGUUAAUCCUUUUCAUAUGCCCAAGAUAAUUGUACCCCACGAUGAAGAGGACUGUAGAUCUGUGUCCGUCCUUUCAUUCAGACGCAAUAUCUGACUGCCAUUGGCCCUGUAUUGAUGAAACUUGGGUGAAUGAUGCAUCUUGCCAUAGAGAUCCAGUAUUUACUAAAUUAUACUGAUUGGCCUGAAGCGAAAAUGUGUUUAGUCACACGCAUUAUCUCAAUUGGCCCAAAUGAGGGCAGUGCAUCAUGUUUACUAUUGCCUUAUUUAUAUAUGAACAGAAUGAUACUGAAAUAAUCCGAUUUAAUGAAUGGAAAGGAUUGCAGAGCUACUGUAUAUGGCCAAGCAGUGUGUUUUUAUACUUUUGUUGAUUUAAUUUCACAAAGAUUCUCUUUUCUGGUGAAAACGUGUAUUUGUAUUGGAAAUGUGAGUAGGGGAGUUACUAGUUGUUUCCAUCUAGACCCUUGCAGUGUUUUUAUCACUAUUUUUUUACAUCUGGAGUAGACUAUCAAACAAUCCGGUGAAGGUCAUGGAAGAGAUUACUUUAGGGAAGGAAAGAUGAAAGCCAAAUCUAUAUUCACUUGCGUAGUCUACAGAUUCUGGAAGGAUACUUGAGCUGUUGCCCUUAGACGCCGGUCAGUGUCAGUUUAGAAUUUUCCCCACCAAUGGUCUCUGCGUCCAGUAUGAACGAAGUUGGAGGUAGUUUCGCUAGGCAAUGCUAACUAGAGUUAGCAACUUUCUUCAAACUGCACGCAGAGCCACAAAAAUGCUAUCCUUGAGUUCAUCUGACUUUGGGGAAGUAGAUAAAGGUUCCCAUUGACAAAAUCUCAAAGUAUCCCUUUAAGGUUAGGAUUGGGGGAGGGGAUGCCGAUCCUACUAUAGAUCUGUACCUAGGGGAUGUUUUACCCCAGAGCUGCUGAGAAUGUAAGCCGCCUUCUGAAAUGGACAACAAAUGGAUGUUUUAAUCAAAUAGUGCUGUACAGUAUUUCCUGAAUGUGUGUGUGUGUAUUGAGAAGGCCUUUCAGGAUUUUUUUUUUUACAUCUAUUUUUGUCUUUCGGAGCAGUUGUUAGGUCUACCCUCAAACCAAUCCUAUCAAUUUAAGUUGAUUCGGUCCCCCCCCUGAAUAGUAUUCUGUUCUAGCCAGUUGUAAAAAUUCUCUCUCCGUAGAUAACUGUGCUGCUGCAUUGCUGUCAAUGGAAAGUGUGACUGUAUUGGUGAUUGUGAUUUAACAAAUGAAAAAGGGAAUGUUCAUGUUACAGUUUAAGCUGGUUGAAAGAUAAUUGAAGGAAUUGGACCCUUGUACUAUUAAUGUUAUCGUUAUGGGCAUAUAGUAAGUGUCGAUACAAUGACUUGGGAAGUUUGGACUUUUUUCUCUCAAUGUUUGGAUGUAUGAUUUUUGAUUUAUAAUGUGAAAAGUACGUGACGAGGGUCUCCGAUCUGAAUGCUCUGAUCUACAUAACACCGUACUUAAUGCAGUAGAUACAAUACCACUGAUGGACUAAUAUUUAUGUUCACAUUGUUUAGUAAUAACAUUGUGAUUACGUAUAUUUCAUGGUAUUUCUCACUUCUUUUUACAUGAUUGAUUGACAUGUCUGGUAAUUGAAUGAUGUUGUCAUUAUUAUUAAUCAUCUUGUCUCUGAAUUAUUGCAUGGAAAGGAUUUUGACCGCUGACUGCCAAAUAAUAUCUGUCAAAUACUUUUCAUACAUGGAGGGACCAGGAAAUCUGGUCACAAUACACACAGUGGAAGGAUAAGAGACAUUUAAAAAACCAUGAGUAGACACAGAACCAUGAACAGAUAGUAAUUGGAUCAUCUUGAUCAGAUCGUGAGAACCAUAUGUUAAUGCAAGGUGCAACCAGGGCUAUAAAUAGACAUUCUUUGACAUCAGCGAGAUUGACCCUCUGGUCCCCAUCUCAGUGACUAUUCACCCGCUAUUUGUUUGGAGUGGAUAUCUCAGAAAUGAAGGUGUAGCGAAGGUAUGGCUACAUCUACACCAUAUUCUGACCUGGACUUAAUUCCCUUACAUUCCACCACCUUUAUGCGUGAGAGAACCAGGAAUAUGGGGCUCUAUUCAAUCCGCAUUGUAAAAAUUCAGCUUUACAGCGUGACUGAAAUGUAAUGGCAAUGUUCCUGCUUUAGCAGAGACUGCAUUCACGGUAAAUGCUGCAUAUGUCGGCUCAAUCGGAAAUUCACUUUAGAUUUCUAGCGUGGAAUCUGUAAGCAGCUUUACAGAUUGAAUAGAGCCCAAGGUCGAGCGAACCUGACGGCUCCAAGUAGACAAAGCAUCUACUUUAUAUUUUCUGAUAGAAUAUCCAUGAACUGCAAUUUAUAAAUUGAUAAGCGCUAGGUAAAUGAGCAAUCCUUUUGGAGAAGGGGAUUGUAAAUAAACAUAGCAAUUGUU
Oncorhynchus keta (chum salmon) is the source of this 6452-nucleotide messenger RNA. RefSeq names its product palmitoyltransferase ZDHHC9-like. Lineage: Eukaryota; Metazoa; Chordata; Actinopteri; Salmoniformes; Salmonidae. Gene Ontology annotation, biological process: peptidyl-L-cysteine S-palmitoylation; protein targeting to membrane. The coding region runs from base 799 to 1968 and encodes 389 amino acids. The transcript is spliced from 9 exons. Gene Ontology annotation, cellular component: endoplasmic reticulum; Golgi apparatus. The record is from RefSeq and is a predicted model, not a curated record. Gene Ontology annotation, molecular function: protein-cysteine S-palmitoyltransferase activity.